Molecule: messenger RNA, 813 nt
Organism: Prosopis cineraria
Lineage: Eukaryota; Viridiplantae; Streptophyta; Magnoliopsida; Fabales; Fabaceae
Product: defensin-like protein 1
Exons: 2
Coding region: 382-627 (81 amino acids)
Biological process (GO): defense response
Source: RefSeq, a predicted model, not a curated record
GUUUGUCUUCAACCAAGGAAAGAAGAUAUAGGGUAGGAGGCAUAGUUUGAAUUCUACAUUGACAAUGUAACAGGGAAACAUUAUUAAAAUAUUAAGAUCUGAAUAUUACCUAGCGGAUAUCCUAAACCACCACUGAAUCAUCAAUUAAAAUAUGCGCAGAGGGACACUUUCAAAGGAGCCAUUAAGGCAAUACAAAGUAAUCAGGCGUCAUAGACACCACCCGAUCCGUUGUUGAGGGAGGACAAAACGGACGCAUAGGACAUUACAACGUACGUUUUGUGAAGGCGAAGGUUCCCAUGAAGACCGCUGUAUAUAAGCAUGUAUGGUUCUUCAUCUCCUUCGACUCAGACCUCCAAACACUAAUCUUAUUAAUUACCAGACAUGGCUGCCUCCCUUCACAAGUUGUCCUCCUUCAUUGCCUUCCUCUGCCUCGCCCUCUUGCUUUCCUCUCCCAACGAUAAUGUUGAAGCAAGGCUUUGUCGAAGCCGUAACAGAGACUUUUCCGGAAUUUGCACCGACAGUGGUCAUGGUGAUAGUGUGUGCCGCAGUCACGGUGCUGUUUCGGGAAGUUGCCACGCUGAUGGUCUCGGAUUCGCUUGCUUCUGCGACAACAAUUGUAAGAAGUGAAAGUCUCACGCAUCUGAUCACUCCCUUUGACCAUCAAGUUGAUCCAUCGACCUUUGAUGCCACUUCCUUUUCCUUUCGACUCUAUUGUAUGAAAUCAAUUAAUCGUGCCACUGUUAAAUUAAGCACUACGUGCAUGGAUGCUUUGUUAAGCAAUGCGAUUUCAUGUGCCUGCGUUUUUUUUUUUUA